Molecule: messenger RNA, 8295 nt
Organism: Delphinapterus leucas (beluga whale)
Lineage: Eukaryota; Metazoa; Chordata; Mammalia; Artiodactyla; Monodontidae
Gene: CHD8
Product: chromodomain helicase DNA binding protein 8
Biological process (GO): chromatin remodeling
Molecular function (GO): ATP binding; protein binding
Source: RefSeq, a predicted model, not a curated record
GCUGCGCUGGAGGAGGGGGAACUGGUGCUGGAGAGACAGCGAGAGGGGCGAACCGGCCCCCCACGGCCGCUGCAGGAGUUCCACCAUCUUCCUCUGAAGACCUAGCCAUCUUGCUCCAUGAAGGUCAGGACAAUCUGACAUGCACUUGUUUCUUGCCUCUUUACCUGAAGAGUAGUCCUCUUCCAUUGUGUACAUUUUUUUCUUAAUAGGGGAGGGGAGGGGAGAGCCAUUACCCCCCCUCCCCUUCCCUCCCUAAACCUUGGGGAAGUAACCCCCAUUGCUUUCCCAAGAUGGCAGACCCCAUCAUGGAUCUGUUUGAUGACCCAAAUUUAUUUGGCCUGGACUCUCUUACUGAUGACAGCUUCAAUCAGGUUACACAAGACCCUAUUGAGGAAGCCCUUGGACUGCCAAGCUCUCUGGACUCCUUGGAUCAGAUGAACCAGGAUGGUGGAGGUGGUGAUGUGGGGAAUUCAUCAGCAAGUGACUUGGUCCCCCCACCAGAGGAAACAGCCCCCACAGAACUUCCCAAAGAAUCGACAGCUCCAGCUCCAGAAUCUUUAACCUUGCAUGAUUAUACCACUCAGCCCGUCAGCCAAGAGCAGCCAGCCCCACCUGUCUUACAGACACCGACGCCAACGUCAGGACUUUUGCAGGUCUCCAAGAGCCAGGAGAUCCUGAGCCAAGGGAAUCCUUUCAUGGGUGUCUCUGCCACAGCUGUUCCCUCCAGUAGUGCUGGAGGGCAGCCACCUCAGUCAGCCCCUAAGAUUGUUAUCCUUAAGGCCCCACCCAGCUCCUCAGUCACUGGUGCCCAUGUGGCACAAAUUCAGGCCCAAGGUAUCACCAGCACAGCUCAGCCCCUCGUGGCUGGCACAGCCAAUGGUGGAAAAGUCACUUUUACCAAAGUGCUAACCGGCACUCCCCUUCGACCUGGUGUUUCCAUUGUCUCUGGUAAUACAGUGUUGGCCGCCAAGGUCCCUGGGAACCAGGCUACUGUUCAGCGCAUUGUCCAGCCCAGCCGACCAGUAAAGCAGCUGGUCCUACAGCCAGUUAAGGGUUCAGCUCCUGCUGGAAACCCUGGGGCCACAGGGCCCCCACUGAAGCCUGCAGUUACACUGACCUCUACACCUACCCAGGGUGAAUCGAAACGCAUCACGCUGGUCCUCCAGCAGCCACAGUCUGGAGGUCCCCAAGGACACCGGCACGUCGUGCUGGGGAGUCUGCCAGGCAAGAUAGUGUUACAGGGCAACCAGCUGGCAGCCCUGACGCAAGCCAAGAAUGCCCAGGGGCAGCCGGCCAAAGUAGUGACUAUCCAGCUGCAGGUGCAGCCGCCACAGCAGAAGAUCCAGAUUGUACCGCAGCCCCCGUCGUCGCAGCCACAGCCCCAGCAGCCAUCCUCAGCCCAGCCAGUGGCUCUUUCCUCUGUGCAGCAGGCUCAGAUAAUGGGACCAGGGCAGGGCCCGGGACAGAGACUUUCAGUACCGCUCAAGGUGGUGCUGCAGCCCCAGGCCGGCUCUUCCCAAGGGGCCUCUUCUGGGCUCUCCGUAGUUAAAGUUCUAAGUGCCAGUGAAGUGGCAGCGCUGUCCUCACCAGCAAGCUCUGCUCCUCAUAUGGGGGGCAAGACGGGAAUCGAGGAAAACCGUAGGCUGGAGCACCAGAAGAAGCAAGAGAAAGCAAAUCGGAUUGUAGCGGAGGCCAUUGCUAGGGCCCGUGCCCGGGGCGAACAGAACAUACCUCGAGUCCUGAAUGAGGAUGAGUUGCCUAGCGUUCGGCCUGAGGAGGAAGGUGAAAAGAAACGCAGGAAGAAGAGCAGUGGGGAGAGGCUCAAGGAAGAAAAGCCAAAGAAGAGCAAAACAUCUGGUACCUCCAAAACCAAGGGCAAGAGUAAGCUAAACACCAUCACUCCUGUGGUGGGUAAGAAGAGAAAGCGUAAUACCUCAUCUGAUAAUUCAGAUGUGGAAGUCAUGCCUGCACAAUCACCCCGGGAAGAUGAAGAAAGCAGCAUUCAGAAGAGACGCUCAAACCGCCAAGUUAAACGGAAAAAAUAUACAGAGGAUCUGGAUAUAAAGAUCACAGAUGAUGAAGAAGAAGAAGAAGUAGAUGUAACUGGUCCAAUCAAAACUGAGCCUAUCCUGCCUGAGCCAGUGCAGGAACCAGAUGGCGAGACUUUGCCUUCCAUGCAGUUCUUUGUGGAGAAUCCCAGUGAAGAAGAUGCAGCCAUUGUAGACAAAGUGCUUUCUAUGCGUAUUGUGAAGAAGGAGCUUCCUUCUGGACAAUAUACUGAAGCAGAAGAAUUCUUUGUCAAGUACAAGAACUACUCCUAUCUACACUGUGAGUGGGCUACCAUCUCCCAACUAGAGAAGGAUAAGAGGAUCCAUCAAAAACUAAAGCGCUUCAAAACCAAAAUGGCUCAGAUGAGACACUUCUUCCAUGAGGACGAAGAGCCCUUCAACCCAGACUAUGUAGAGGUGGAUAGGAUAUUGGAUGAGUCUCACAGCAUUGACAAGGACAAUGGGGAGCCUGUAAUUUACUACUUGGUAAAAUGGUGCUCUCUGCCCUAUGAGGAUAGUACAUGGGAGCUAAAAGAGGAUGUUGAUGAGGGCAAGAUUCGAGAAUUUAAACGGAUCCAGUCAAGGCACCCAGAACUCAAAAGGGUGAAUCGUCCACAAGCAAGUGCCUGGAAGAAGUUGGAGUUGUCACAUGAGUAUAAAAACAGAAACCAAUUAAGGGAAUAUCAGUUGGAAGGGGUCAAUUGGCUGCUCUUUAAUUGGUAUAACAGGCAGAACUGCAUCCUGGCUGAUGAGAUGGGAUUGGGCAAAACCAUUCAGUCCAUUGCCUUCUUACAGGAGGUAUAUAAUGUGGGCAUCCAUGGCCCCUUCCUGGUCAUUGCCCCACUGUCCACAAUUACUAACUGGGAGAGAGAAUUCAACACGUGGACAGAGAUGAACACUAUUGUGUACCAUGGCAGUCUGGCCAGCCGGCAGAUGAUUCAACAGUAUGAAAUGUACUGCAAAGAUUCACGGGGGCGCCUCAUCCCGGGUGCAUACAAGUUUGAUGCCCUGAUCACCACUUUUGAGAUGAUUUUGUCAGACUGUCCUGAGCUUCGUGAGAUUGAAUGGCGUUGUGUCAUCAUUGAUGAAGCCCAUCGACUAAAGAACCGUAAUUGCAAGCUGCUUGAUAGUCUCAAGCACAUGGACCUGGAGCACAAAGUGCUACUCACAGGAACACCAUUGCAAAAUACUGUGGAGGAACUGUUCAGCCUGCUUCAUUUCUUGGAACCUUCACAGUUUCCGUCAGAAUCAGAGUUCCUCAAGGACUUUGGGGAUCUCAAGACAGAGGAACAGGUUCAAAAGCUACAGGCCAUUCUCAAGCCAAUGAUGCUGAGAAGACUCAAAGAGGAUGUUGAAAAGAACCUGGCACCUAAGCAGGAAACCAUUAUUGAAGUAGAGCUGACCAACAUUCAGAAGAAAUACUAUCGGGCUAUUUUGGAGAAGAAUUUCUCCUUUCUUUCCAAAGGGGCAGGCCAUACUAACAUGCCUAAUCUACUCAAUACAAUGAUGGAGUUGCGCAAAUGCUGCAACCACCCAUAUCUCAUCAAUGGUGCAGAAGAAAAAAUCCUAACAGAAUUUCGAGAAGCUUGCCAUAUCAUACCUCAUGACUUCCACUUGCAGGCAAUGGUUCGUUCAGCUGGCAAAUUGGUUCUUAUUGACAAGUUACUUCCGAAACUUAAAGCUGGUGGCCAUAAGGUUCUGAUCUUCUCCCAGAUGGUACGCUGCCUAGAUAUCCUAGAGGAUUAUCUAAUCCAGAGGAGGUACUUGUAUGAGCGUAUCGAUGGGCGAGUUAGAGGCAACCUUCGGCAGGCUGCUAUUGACCGCUUCAGCAAGCCUGACUCAGACCGAUUUGUCUUUUUGCUAUGCACCCGGGCUGGUGGACUUGGAAUUAAUCUCACAGCUGCUGAUACUUGCAUCAUCUUUGAUUCAGAUUGGAAUCCGCAAAAUGACCUGCAGGCCCAAGCACGGUGUCAUCGAAUUGGGCAGAGUAAAGCUGUGAAGGUGUACCGUCUCAUCACUCGUAAUUCUUAUGAGAGAGAGAUGUUUGAUAAGGCUAGCCUCAAGUUAGGAUUGGAUAAAGCUGUGCUUCAGUCCAUGAGUGGUCGGGAUGGCAACAUUACUGGAAUCCAGCAGUUCUCCAAGAAGGAGAUUGAAGAUCUCUUACGGAAGGGAGCAUAUGCAGCCAUAAUGGAGGAAGAUGACGAGGGCUCCAAGUUUUGUGAAGAGGACAUUGACCAGAUCUUGUUAAGACGAACCACUACCAUCACCAUUGAAUCUGAAGGAAAGGGUUCUACGUUUGCCAAGGCAAGCUUUGUGGCUUCUGAAAAUAGGACUGAUAUUUCUCUGGAUGACCCCAACUUUUGGCAAAAGUGGGCCAAAAAGGCUGACCUGGACAUGGAUCUACUCAAUAGCAAGAAUAACUUGGUGAUUGACACACCUAGAGUACGAAAACAGACCCGCCACUUCAGCACUCUGAAAGAUGAUGACCUAGUGGAAUUCUCUGAUUUGGAAAGUGAAGAUGAUGAGCGGCCACGCUCUCGCCGACAUGACCGUCAUCAUACCUAUGGGCGCACUGACUGCUUUCGGGUGGAAAAGCAUCUCCUGGUAUAUGGUUGGGGACGGUGGCGAGAUAUUCUGUCUCAUGGACGCUUCAAGCGACGGAUGACUGAAAGAGAUGUGGAAACGAUUUGCCGGGCCAUCCUUGUGUACUGUCUUUUACACUAUCGUGGGGAUGAAAAUAUCAAAGGCUUCAUCUGGGACUUGAUUAGCCCUGCUGAAAAUGGCAAGACAAAAGAAUUGCAGAAUCAUUCAGUCUUCGAUGUAUCCCCUUUCCCAGGUCUGUCUAUCCCUGUGCCCCGUGGACGCAAGGGGAAAAAAGUAAAGUCACAAAGCACUUUUGAUAUCCAUAAGGCAGAUUGGAUCCGGAAAUAUAACCCUGAUACUCUGUUCCAAGAUGAGAGUUAUAAGAAGCACUUGAAACAUCAGUGUAACAAGGUCCUGUUGCGGGUACGAAUGCUAUACUAUCUGAGACAGGAGGUUAUUGGAGACCAGGCAGAGAAGGUGUUAGGGGGUGCUAUUGCCAGUGAGAUUGACAUAUGGUUCCCAGUAGUGGAUCAGCUGGAGGUUCCAACAACAUGGUGGGACAGUGAGGCUGAUAAGUCCCUGCUCAUUGGAGUCUUUAAGCAUGGCUAUGAAAAAUAUAAUACUAUGAGGGCAGACCCAGCCUUGUGCUUCCUGGAAAAGGCUGGCCGACCAGAUGACAAAGCCAUUGCAGCAGAACAUCGAGUGUUGGAUAAUUUUUCUGACAUAGUGGAAGGGGUUGACUUUGAUAAAGAUUGUGAAGAUCCUGAAUAUAAACCACUCCAGGGUCCCCCAAAGGAUCAAGAUGAUGAGGGUGAUCCCUUGAUGAUGAUGGAUGAGGAGAUCUCAGUUAUAGAUGGAGAUGAAGCCCAGGUGACCCAACAGCCAGGCCAUCUAUUCUGGCCUCCAGGCUCUGCUUUGACAGCUAGGCUUCGGCGCCUAGUAACAGCCUAUCAGCGCAGCUACAAGAGAGAACAGAUGAAGAUAGAGGCUGCAGAACGUGGGGAUCGGAGAAGGCGGCGUUGUGAGGCAGCCUUCAAGCUAAAAGAAAUUGCACGGCGGGAGAAACAGCAACGAUGGACAAGGCGUGAACAAACUGAUUUCUAUCGAGUAGUUUCUACCUUUGGUGUGGAGUAUGACCCCGAUACCAUGCAGUUCCAUUGGGAUCGAUUCCGCACUUUUGCCCGACUGGACAAAAAAACAGAUGAAAGCCUUACCAAGUAUUUCCAUGGCUUUGUGGCCAUGUGCCGCCAAGUGUGCCGCCUUCCCCCAGCAGCUGGAGAUGAACCCCCAGACCCUAAUCUGUUCAUUGAGCCCAUCACUGAGGAAAGGGCCUCACGGACUCUCUACCGUAUUGAAUUGCUUCGGCGCUUACGGGAACAAGUUUUAUGCCACCCUCUUUUGGAAGAUCGGCUGGCAUUAUGUCAGCCUCCAGGUCCUGAAUUGCCUAAAUGGUGGGAGCCCGUUCGGCAUGAUGGGGAGCUUCUACGAGGGGCAGCCCGCCAUGGGGUGAGCCAAACAGACUGCAACAUCAUGCAGGACCCAGACUUCUCUUUUCUGGCUGCCCGUAUGAAUUAUAUGCAGAACCAUCAGGCAGGAGCACCCGCUCCAUCCCUAUCACGCUGCUCUACUCCACUGCUACACCAGCAGUAUACCUCGCGCACUGCCUCACCACUGCCCCUGCGCCCAGAUGCUCCUGUUGAAAAGCCACCUGAGGAGACAGCUGCCCAGGUCCCCAGUCUGGAGAGUCUGACUUUAAAGCUAGAGCAUGAGGUGGUGGCCAGGAGCCGACCAACCCCACAAGACUAUGAGAUGCGAGUAGCCCCCUCUGAUACUACCCCUCUGGUUUCCCGGAGUGUUCCACCAGUCAAACUGGAGGAUGAGGAUGAUUCAGACUCUGAGCUGGACUUGAGCAAGCUGUCACCAUCAUCCUCUUCUUCCUCAUCCUCAUCCAGCUCCAGCUCCAGCACUGAUGAGAGUGAGGACGAGAAGGAAGAGAAGCUAACCGCUGACCGGUCCCGCUCAAAGCUCUAUGAUGAAGAAAGUCUCCUGUCCCUCCCUAUGUCCCAAGAUGGAUUCGCAAAUGAAGAUGGAGAACAAAUGACCCCUGAGCUGCUGCUGCUACAAGAAAGACAAAGAGCUUCUGAGUGGCCCAAGGAUCGUGUCCUGAUAAACCGUAUUGACCUCGUCUGCCAGGCCGUACUCUCAGGGAAGUGGCCUUCUAGCCGCCGGAGCCAAGAAAUGGUAACAGGAGGAAUUUUGGGGUCAGGCAACCACUUGCUAGACAGUCCCUCAUUGACUCCAGGAGAAUAUGGUGACUCUCCGGUCCCCACACCACGAAGUAGCAGCGCAGCUUCCAUGGCAGAGGAGGAAGUGUCCGCCGUCACCACAGCGGCAGCUCAGUUCACCAAACUUCGCCGAGGCAUGGAUGAGAAGGAGUUUACAGUUCAGAUCAAAGAUGAGGAAGGAUUGAAGUUAACAUUCCAGAAGCACAAGUUGAUGGCUAAUGGAGUAAUGGGAGAUGGACAUCCUCUUUUUCAUAAGAAGAAAGGGAACAGAAAGAAGCUAGUUGAGUAUAUGGAGGAUCGCAGAAAACAGAAGUGGCAGAGAUGUAAAAAAAAUAAUAAGGCAGAAUUGAACUGUUUGGGAAUGGAACCAGUACAGACAGCUAACUCUAGGAAUGGAAAAAGGGGUCAUCAUGCUGAAACAGUGUUCAACCGGGUUUUGCCAGGGCCUAUUGCACCGGACAGCAGCAAGAAGCGGGCCCGUAGGAUGCGACCAGACCUUUCUAAGAUGAUGGCCCUGAUGCAGGGUGGAGGCACUGGGUCCCUGUCUCUGCAUAAUACCUUCCAACACAGCAGUAGUGGCCUGCAGUCUGUGUCAUCUCUGGGUCACAGCAGUGCCACUUCUGCGUCUUUGCCUUUUAUGCCGUUUGUGAUGGGUGGUGCAGCAUCAUCCCCUCAUGUAGACUCCAGCACCAUGCUUCAUCACCACCACCACCACCCCCACCCCCACCAUCACCACCAUCACCAUCCAGGCCUGAGAGCCACUGGCUACCCUUCUUCACCAGCCACUACCACCUCUGGUACUGCCUUGAGGUUGCCACCACUGCAACCUGAGGAGGAUGAGGACGAUGAGGAUGAAGAUGAUGAUGAUUUAUCUCAGGGCUAUGACAGCUCAGAAAGGGACUUCUCACUCAUUGAUGAUCCUAUGAUGCCAGCCAACUCAGACUCCAGCGAAGAUGGUGAUGACUGAAGCCUCAUCAUGGUCCCCAUCGCUUGGGUGGCUGCUGUAUUUUCAUUUACUCUGGCCCUUGGACUGUGGAAAAGUGGGAGGGGCAGGGGAGAUGUGGGGAAACCCAGGACUCCAGGAGGUGAAAAGGAAAAAGAAAACUUGUACCUGAUUGCUUCCAAAUUUGAGAGGAUUGGCUGGGCAGGGGAACUCCUAAAACAAUACAUGACUACUUCCUCGUUUCUGGGGAAGGAAAGGAGACUAGAGCAGCUGAUGUGCUCACCCCUCCCUAGACACCUCCAUUAACCACAGACUAUGUAGCGCUGGCACUAGCCUCCGGCAGAGCCUGUUCCUGACCGAACUGUGGAUACAGCUGGAGGGUCAGGAACUGUUACCUUCCUUCCCCUUGGCAUUAAUAAAUUUAAGUUAAUCCUUU